Molecule: messenger RNA, 1599 nt
Organism: Heterotrigona itama
Lineage: Eukaryota; Metazoa; Arthropoda; Insecta; Hymenoptera; Apidae
Source: the annotation of a GenBank genome assembly
CGAAAUCUCACGGAUGCGUCGAGCAGGCCACGUCGCCUCCGCGCCUCUAGCUCACACAGUUUCAUUAUUUCUUCAUCCUACGUAUUUCCUGCGUUUAACGCUACGGUGAAUCGUAUCGAGAAGCCCUCCCUGAGGGGUGAACGGACAGUUCCGUGCAUGUGAGAAUCGGCUUCGGCUGUACCUUGAAGCUACGUACAACAAACUACGGGGUCGGGGAUCAUGAGGCCCGCGAAAACCUGGGCCCCCCUAGCAGCGACCGUGCUCGCUACGGCCCUGCUCUUGCAGCCUAUCUACGCUGAGGCACCAAUCUCGGGUAGCUAUUUACCACCAUCAACAAGUUAUGGAACACCAAACUUAGGAGGCGGUGGCCCAUCCUCGAACUAUGGUGCACCGUCCAACGGUGGUGGUCGCCCCUCUUCAAGCUAUGGCGCACCACCAUCCAGUAACUAUGGUGCACCACCAUCUAGUAACUACGGUGCUCCACCAUCUAGUAACUAUGGUGCUCCACCAUCCAGUAACUACGGUGCUCCGCCAUCCAGUAAUUAUGGCGCACCAUCUGGUGGAAGACCAUCUAGCAGCUACGGAGCACCUUCGAACGGUGGUGGCAGACCGUCUUCGAGCUACGGUGCACCAUCGGGUGGCGGUGGAAGACCAUCCAGUACUUACGGCGCUCCUGGAGGCGGUGGUGGCUUCGGUGGUGGUUUCGGCGGUGGAAUCUCGUCAAGCUACGGCGCACCAUCACGCGGAUCAUCGAUAUCAGCAAGCUACUCAGCACCCAUUUCUGGAGGCGGUGGUAUCUCCAGCAGUUACGGCGCGCCAACCGGAGGCGGCGGUGGUGGAUACUCGAGACCAUCAUCGACUUACGGUACACCUAGCACCGGUGGUGGCAUUCCGGUGGAUAUUCUGGAGGCGGAGGUGGAUACUCUGGAGGCGGUGGUGGCUACUCUGGAGGUGGAAACGGUGGAUACUCCGGCGGCGGCGGCGGCGGAUACUCGGGCGGUGGUGGCGGCUAUUCCGGCGGCGGUGGAAACGGAGGCUACUCCGGCGGGGGCGGUGGUGGCUACUCUGGAGGCGGCGGAGGUGGUUACUCUGGAGGCGGUGGUGGCUACUCUGGAGGAGGCGGGGGUGGUUACUCUGGAGGAGGUGGUGGUUAUUCCGGAGGUGGCGGCGGCUACUCCGGUGGCGGCGGUGGUGGCUACUCCGGUGGUGGCGGCGGUGGCGGAUACUCAGGCGGCGGCGGUGGCUACUCCGGCGGCGGUGGAGGCGGUGGAGGCGGUCAGAGCUACGCUAGCAACGGAGGUUACCAAUAUUAAUCGUAAAAAGUCUUCAUCUCGCGCGACGACGACCUUCGACCAUGUUUCACCAUCGAUCAUCGACCACCAUCGAACGAGUCGAACGAGUUUAAACGCAUCGACGUCCCCCGCGUCACGGUCCAAACGCAACAACGUCGUUCGCGGCGGUGAGCUUGCAAUUAGUCAGACGAAUAAAGGAACAUCAGCCGACGAGACGGGAAGGAACGAAGCGGAAUCGGAGGUCAUUCUCGCGAAUCUGAAAUCAGCAGCAUCCCCGAAGCAUCCAGGAUCCUCAUUAAAAGUUUAA